AGACAAUAAGGAAUUUUAACGGUGGCACAGUGUUUAUUGCACUCAACCUCUGUGCCUCUCUUAAGCUUCCUGCGCUGCUCGCCUCCCUCCCUCAACUUCUCAGUCUUCUCCCAUGGCAACUGCUCCCUGAGAAGAUCUACGAAGUUCAAAUUUUGUUGGAGUUUGUGAAUCUCCAUUGCGCCGCAGUCGAUUCGGACCAGAUUAUCUGUGUUUCUCUUCUCUUUUUCGGUUUUCAUUUCGUCGGGCACGAGAGAUCUGCCGUCGUAUCACCGAUUGAGAGCGAUCUGAGACAAGAGACUGAGAGGGCGAAGGUCGCACGGUCUCUUCUCUGUCCCGCUGGAAUUGCAUUUUGAAAAUUGAAGAAGACAGCCUGAACGAAAAAAACCCUAAGAGUGUCUCUCUUGGCUCUGCUGAUUUCCACUUCCUAUGUGGACUUAAAUUGAAAUAGAGACCCGCGGUACUGGCGAAGCUCCAGUGGGAGUUCCACUGCGGGCUGGGCCGUCGAGUUGGUGGUCAGGUUGGGUCAUAACGGCACAGAUCCCCUCCCUUCACAUAGUCACGCAACAGUUUUGAAGAGUUCUUGCUUCUCUGGACAUGGAGGAUACUCCAGAGAGGAACCGGAUUGGGACCCCCAUCUCUAAAUUUGAGGAUUCCCCAGUCUUUAACUACAUCAACAGUCUUUCUCCUAUCCAGCCUGUUAAAUCCAUACACAUCACUCAAACGUUCAACUCACUUAGUUUUGCAGCCAUUCCAUCUAUUUUCACUUCACCCCAUGUCAGUACCAACAAGGAGUUCAGAUUCUUAAAAAGGCAUCACUUUGCUGAUUCUUGCAAACCUAAAAAUUCUUCUGACAAUGGGAAUAAAAUCAGUGCAAGUGAAGGUGUCAUGGAUGUUGUCCAGCCCUCUGACAAUUCUGCUGAGCCACAUGAAAAUUUUUGUCAUGGGAGUCCCCUUGGAAGAGCACCUUUUGAGUCUGAUAAUGAACAGCCAAAGCUUGCAAUGGAGCUGUCACAGCCCUUAAAAUUUGAUUGUAGUAGCUCUGACUGUAACCCAACAAGUUGCAGCUAUGUUGGGGCAGAUGGUGGGACAGCAUUGGCUGGCAAAUCAGCAUCACUUGUUUCAUCAGUUCAAGAGGACUCUGGAAAAGGUUCAUUAGAAGGUGAAAUACACACACAAGAGACAUAUCAGACUGAGCACAACAGAGAAGAGUCAAGAUGUGACUGGGAGAGUUUGAUAUCAGAUACGUCUGACUUAUUGAUCUUUAAUUUACCCAAUGGUGCUGAGGCUUUCCAGGGGCCAAGUCAGAAAUCAGUUGAGCCUGUGCCACAGGAUGAUAUUACUGAUUUUCCCAAACAAUUGGUUGGUCUAGCUAGUUCUGCUGGGCAACCUGAAAUGGAUGAUCCUUCAAGCAAGAUGGAGGAAAUAGACCAAACUCAAGCCAGUCUUACUGAUGCUUCUCCAAAUAAGUGCAUGAGUAGCCAUCAGACAGAGAAAACGGAUAACGAAACAGGGGAGUGUGUACCAUUUACUUAUAAGCCUGUUUCUAAUUUGCAUCGUGGUAUGCGGAGGCGAUGCCUUGUUUUUGAGAUGAUGGGAGUUCACAGGAAAAAUUUACAUAAUGCCUCGGCUCUUGGUUCUUCCAAUCUGUCCCAACCUGAUAAUGAGCAGCUGGUUUCAAUUAAUCCAGGCAGCGAUUCUUCACGCCGCAUUCUUCCUGGGAUUGGUUUGCACCUUAAUACUCUGGCAACUGCUGCAAAGGACCGUCAAAUUGUCAAGCAGGAAGCUGUAGCUUCUGGUAGUCGACUGAUGACUGAACUCACCUCUACUACCUCUUUGCAUCCUCCAGCAAUUAAUCAAGAACCUAAAAAUAACUCUUUGGCUUUGAUCUCCUUGGAAAGAGAUAGGGAUCCCAUUGAAAGUGGAAUUCAUGCUGCUGAAGAUAUUUCCCAGACAUCUACAUAUCUCGUUAAUGAAGAGUUCAAUCAGAGUAGCCCAAAAAAGAAGAGGCUUAGGUUGGAAAAUGCUGGAGAAGGCGAGGCCUGCAAGCGUUGUAACUGUAAAAAAUCAAAAUGCUUGAAAUUGUAUUGUGAAUGCUUUGCUGCUGGCGUAUACUGUGUGGAGCCAUGCUCAUGUCAGGAAUGCUUUAACAAGCCUAUUCAUGAAGAUACUGUUCUUGCAACCCGCAAGCAGAUAGAGUCUCGCAACCCACUUGCUUUUGCUCCCAAAGUGAUUAGGAGCUCUGAUUCUAUACCUGAAACUGGGGAUGAAUCCAGCAGAACUCCAGCUUCAGCCCGACAUAAAAGAGGAUGCAACUGCAAGAAAUCAAGUUGUCUAAAGAAAUAUUGUGAAUGCUAUCAGGGUGGCGUUGGAUGCUCGAUUAACUGCAGAUGUGAAGGGUGUAAGAAUGCAUUUGGUAGAAAAGAUGGAUCUACGCCAUUAGGAAUGGAAGCUGAACCACCAGAAGAAACAGAAACCAGUGAAAAGAGUGCAACAGACCAACAUUUAGAGAGAACUGUCAUCCAGAAUGAUGAAGAGCAGAAUCCUCAUUCUGCUCUUCCAAUAACACCAUUACAACUUUCCAGGCCGUCAGCUGAGCAACCAUAUUUCUUGAAGCACAAACCACCACGAUCUUCUUUUCUUACUGUUGAAUCAGCCUCUGGUUUGCCCAUUAGGAGAAGAAUUGGAAAACCAAAUGUUCAGCCACUUCAAACCAAGAUUCAGAGGCAUUUUCGAACUUUAUCAGAGAAUGAAAUACCUCAAAUUCUUCAAGGCAAUGGCUCUCCUAGCAGUCGCAUCAAGGUUGCUUCUCCAAACAAGAAGAGGGUCUCUCCUCCUCAUUGCGACUUUGGGUCGUCCCCUGGUCGUCGAAGUAGUCGAAAGUUGAUACUGCAAUCUAUUCCUGCAUUCCCAUCUGACUGCGCAGCAUUCAAAGAUUGAUGCCAUGGGUUUUAAAUAAAACCAGUUAAAAUUUUUUCUUCAAAGAUCUUUUUAGCUGUAUGUUAUUUGAGUUUGUAGUAUGCGGUUGUUUGAUAAAUCUCUCUUAUAAUGUCCAACUAUUCUUGUAAAAAGGUUUACCAUUUAUUUCAUUUUUUCUUGUAGUUUUUAUUUGGUUUUUUGUAUUUUUACAAUUGGUUAUGUCUUCCUAUUCUCUUUCUUGAGAGAAUUACAAUGUAAAUAUUUUUUUUUUGACUAAAUCAUGUCAUGUAUCAUAUAUGCUACCUGGAAUUGUUGAAGAGUUUACAAAAUAUUGGUGGGGAAGUUUGUCCCACAUAAAAUAAGGGAGCCAUUUAUUGAA
This is a messenger RNA of Malania oleifera, 3295 nucleotides long. Its product is annotated as protein tesmin/TSO1-like CXC 3. The coding region runs from base 595 to 2937 and encodes 780 amino acids. The record is from RefSeq and is a predicted model, not a curated record. Lineage: Eukaryota; Viridiplantae; Streptophyta; Magnoliopsida; Santalales; Ximeniaceae. The transcript has 12 exons. Gene Ontology annotation, molecular function: DNA-binding transcription factor activity.